AUGGCGAGCCCUCCACAGAUGGCAGCAGACCCCACAUUAAAACCAGGUGAAAGAAGGCCCCAGGACAGCCCUGGGCAGGAUCAGCCCUUGUCCUCACCGUCCCCAGGAAGCCCCAGGCCCAGCUUCAGCCCAGAGAGCUGGCACACGGUGUUUAGAACAUUCAUUGCCUCGCGGGAUGCGGACCCCAUCCAGGAUCUGAAGAGGAUCUCAGAGCUGUGCCACCUGUGGCUGAGGCCCGACCUGCACACGAAGGAGGAGAUCAUGGACCAGCUGGUUCUUGAGCAGUUCAUGAUCUCCAUGCCCGAGGACCUGCAGGUCCUGGUCAGGGAGAGCGGUGUGAAGAGGUGCCGGGACCUGGAGGACCUGCUCAGGAGCCACAGGAAGCCCCAGAAAUGGUCCAUCAUUGUUUUAGAAGGACAGAAAUUCCUUAUACAGAAUCCGGAUGCUCAGAUGCUGGAGGCCGUGGCUGGUGAGUCAAAUAGCAUGGUGGACUUGUCCAGCAAGUGCCCAUCCUCAGCCAGCAAGGCACCUCCUCCGAGCAGCGAGGCCAGCCAGGAACUGCAUAACCCCCAGGAGGGCCAGAGACCAGGACAACAGGGUGAGGAAGUCCUGCCAGAGCCGGUUCCUGCCGAAGUAGACCCGCAGAACCAGGGAGAGCAUGUGAAGGAAGGUGGAGACCUCCCUGUCCAGAGGUCUCCGGAGCCUCAGCUGCCGCAGGGUCCUGAUUCUGUGAAGAAGCCCCAAGAAGUUUGUAGUAAAAAUGCGCGCGCUCGCACCCCUGCCACCCUCGCUGGGCAGGGAGAAGAUGCUCCCAUGGAACGCCGUUCCAAACGGCAGAGACGUUCCCAGGAAGCUUCCCACGAAGCCUCCCCGGAUCCCGGCCGGUUCUUGGGUCAAGCUGGGGUAAAUUCAGUAGUUCCACCCAGCACCGCGCCACCUGCGGGCCGGCACCGGUGCGGGGUGUGCCAGAAGGGUUUCGCCUACCGGUCCCAGCUGGUCGUCCACCAGCGGUCUCACACCGGGGAGAGGCCCUUCAAGUGCAGCGAGUGCAGGAAGGGGUUCAUGCAGGCCUCAGACCUCCGCGUGCACAAGCGCAUCCACACCGGCGAGAGGCCCUUCGAGUGCGCCAUCUGCCACAAGCAGUUCACGCACGAGUCCACCCUGCAGGGCCACCGGAGGGUCCACACCCAGGAGAAGCCCUACGAGUGUACAGAUUGCAAGAAGCGGUUCAGCCACAUGGGCAACCUCAACGUGCACCGGCGCAUCCACACGAAGGCCAAGCCCUACACGUGCGACGUGUGCGGCCGCGCCUUCCGCCAGCUCGGGACCUCCAAGCGCCACCGGAAAACGCACCAGGAGAGGCCGCCUGCGCCGGCCCCCAGCCGGGUUUAG
Molecule: messenger RNA, 1392 nt
Organism: Marmota flaviventris (yellow-bellied marmot)
Lineage: Eukaryota; Metazoa; Chordata; Mammalia; Rodentia; Sciuridae
Product: zinc finger and SCAN domain-containing protein 5B-like
Biological process (GO): regulation of gene expression
Cellular component (GO): nucleus
Source: RefSeq, a predicted model, not a curated record